AUGGGAGAGAGCGACGACAGUGCACAAGGUGUAGACGAGGUGAGGAUUCCUCUGUUAAGGGAUCAAAAUGCGGCAGAGGAAGACGGAAAAAUAUGGUUGGAGACGAAGAAGCUAUGGCGUAUCGUUGGACCAGCCAUAUUCACCAGAAUCUCGACCUACUUGAUCCUCGUAAUCACUCAGGCCUUCGCCGGUCACCUCGGUGAGCUUGAACUCGCCGCCAUCUCCAUCGUCAACAACGUCGUCAUCGGCUUCAACUUCAGCCUCCUCCUUGGAAUGGCGAGUGCGUUGGAAACGCUGUGCGGUCAAGCGUUUGGAGCAAAGAAAUAUGACAUGAUGGGAGUGUAUUUGCAGCGAUCUUGGAUAGUUCUCUUGUUAUGCUGCGUCUUGCUCCUCCCUAUGUACAUCUUUGCUUCCUCGAUUCUCAAGUUCUUGGGCCAGCCUGACGACAUCGCUGAGCUCUGUGGUACCAUCGCCGUUUGGGUCAUUCCUGUUCAUUUCGCGUUUGCCUUCGUUUUCCCUCUCAACCGAUUCCUUCAAUGUCAGCUCAAAAAUAAGGUGAUUGCAAUAGCGGCUGGAGUGUCACUUGUAGUUCACAUAUUAGUGUGCUGGCUAUUUGUGUACGGUCUUAAUCUUGGAGUCAUUGGGACCAUGGCUACUGUUAACUUGGCAUGGUGGCUCAAUGUCUUGAUAUUAUUAACCUACGCCACUUGCGGCAAAUGUCCAAUCACUUGGACCGGUUUCUCCAUGGAAGCUUUCACCGGACUAUGGGAAUUCGCUAAGCUCUCUGCCUCCUCCGGAGUCAUGAUUUGUUUGGAGAAUUGGUAUUAUAGGAUCUUAAUUGUGAUGACUGGAAAUCUGGACAAUGCAAAAAUUGCCGUCGACUCUCUGGCUAUAUGUGUGCGAGUUGCGAAUGAAUUAGGAGCAGGCAACGGGAAAAGGGCAAGAUUUGCAAUGAUCAUAUCAGUGACGCAAUCGUUAAUCAUUGGAAUAAUCUUUUCGAUGCUCAUAGUACUUUUUCAUAACCAAAUCGGUUGGAUCUUCACUUCAAGUAAAACUGUCAUCAAAGCAGUCAAUAAUCUCUCAAUUCUCUUAGCCUUUACUAUUCUUCUCAACAGUGUCCAGCCAGUUCUUUCCGGUGUUGCGGUUGGUUCGGGUUGGCAAUCAUUUGUGGCAUAUAUAAAUUUGGGAUGUUACUAUUUCAUUGGAAUUCCACUUGGAUAUGUCAUGGGAUGGGUUUUCAACUAUGGAGUUAGAGGUAUGUGGGCUGGUAUGAUAUUUGGAGGAACCACGAUUCAGACACUGAUAUUGAUUGUUAUUGUUAUGAGAUGUGACUGGGAGAAAGAGGCAGAACGAGCAAGUGCGCGCGUUAAGCAAUGGUCAGUCUCAGAGGAAAUAUAUUGA
Molecule: messenger RNA, 1401 nt
Organism: Microthlaspi erraticum
Lineage: Eukaryota; Viridiplantae; Streptophyta; Magnoliopsida; Brassicales; Brassicaceae
Source: the annotation of a GenBank genome assembly